UUUGUUCGUAGCCGGCAAUAGGAUUUUUAACGAACUUUCUCUCUCCCUCCCUCUCUCUCUCUCUCUCUCUGAAACGUAUAUACAUGUCCUAGAUCCUAAUUUUGCCGCGUACUUGCCUGAUUUUCCAAUGAAUGGGUGGGAUAUUUAACAAGAAAAUCCUGUGCAUAUUCAACAAAGUACGUUCCAAAUCAAGAUCGAUUAUGGGAGAAAGAACCACGGAUCAAUUCUUCCCUUGACUAUCUCUAAUUCAAACGCCAUAACCCCCGCAAGGUUGCUAAUUUACCCGAGGAACAGCUUGAUAGAGAUUUGAAGAUGCUGCAAAAAAUGGGUCAGAUUGAGGAGGAGCUGAAAAUGACGAAGGAGCAAUUAGGUUUGGCUCACAAACAAAGAGAUCAAGCCCUUGAUGAGCUCAGAGAGAUGAAAAUGGUGGCUCAGGAGACCAAUAUGAAGCUCAGCAACGAUUUUUCCAUUCAUAAAGUGGCAGAGGAAUUAUUGAAUGCGAAAAUAGAAUUGAGUGCGAAAGAGAAGACCGUAAAGUCAUUGAAGUUUGAACUCGACAAGGCAAUGCUAUUUGAAACCAAAUUGUCAGAGAGGGAUGCGCUGUUUGAUGAGUUGAAGGAGGAAUUGAGUGAAUCAAAAGCCUCUGAGGCUCGCGCGAUGGGAUUGUUGUCCGAAGGUAGGAGAAGAAUUCAAGAACUUGAGGAUGAAGUGGAGAGAGGAAAGAUGUCCGAAGCAAAAAUGUUUGAAUCAGUUGUUUCCCAAACCAAACAGCUAGAGGAAACCAAGAUUGAGCUUGAGGAAUCCAAGAUUGAAGUCAUUUCUCUUCGCGAAAAGUUAGAGAAGUUUGAUUGCAGAAAUGGGAAUUUAGAUUACACAAAAGAAGCAUUUGAAAGUAUGAUAAUCGAGCUUCAAUUGGCAAAAGAUGGCGAGGAAGUUGCCUCGUUGAAAGCCAAGAGCUUGCUUGAGGAUGUGAACUCGCUUAAAAGUGAACUGAAUUUAGCUUUUGAAGCGGAGGAGAAAAGUAAGAAAGCCAUGGAUGAUCUAGCGUUAGCGCUAAAAGAAGUCGCGACAGAAGCCAGUUUGGCGAAGGAGAAACUCAUUUCCACUGAAUUGGAGCUAGACCAUGUAAAACAAGAGUCAGAACAAUUGAAGGAAAUGGUGAGGAGCACCGAGGACGCGUAUAUGAAGUCGUUAGAUGAAGCAAAGAAAGAAACCGAAAAGUACAAAAACACGAUUGAGAGACUUAGGUUAGAAGCAGAGGAGUCGCUCUUGGCGUGGAACGAUAAGGAAGUAGGGUUCGUCAAUUGCAUAAAAGGGGCCGAAGAUGAGAUGUAUCUUGUGCAACAAGAAAACAUGAGAUGUGUUGAGGCACUACAAGAAGCCGAGAAUACGGCUAAGGCAGCAAGGGACGAAAACUUCAAGUUGAGGGAUAUUCUCAAGCAAGCGAUCAACGAAGCCAAUGUUGCGAAAGAAGCUUCAGGGAUUGCUAGGGCUGAGAAUUCGCAACUCAAGGAUUCCAAUGCAGAAAAGGAAGUGGCUUUGGAAUUACUUACAAGGGAAAUUGAACGACUCAAGAUAAAUGAGGUUGCAUCUACUGAGAGCAUCAGAGAAUCGAAAUCGUUGCCUUCUCUGAAGGACUCAAAGACCGACCCUUCUAUGAAGGACUCAAAGACCGAUGAGAAGAACAAAGGAGGGAGAGCCAAGUCCAGGAAAGCGACUCUUAAGGAGCUUGAAAGCGGAAAGAAUUCGAACAAAGCUUUGAGUUUCGAUCUCAGUGAGAUGAAAGUUCACAACGAAAGCGAAGAGGUAAAUGGGAAGGUUGGGGAUCAAAAAAUGGGAAUUUCAGAAGAUUUGGAGGGUCUACAAGGGUCCCGUUUGGAAGAUGCAGAAAAUGAUAAGAGUUCAGUGAGAAAAAAGAGAGCAUUGUUGCAUAGGUUUGGGGAUCUCUUGAAGAAAAAGAGUGAAGCACAAAAAUGAGCCAUCCCUUGAAUAGGUCCUUUGUAUAAACUGUUGUUGAGUUUGUAUUACUCAUAUAGUAUUUGUUUGUAUUUUCGCCUUUGAAAUCGAAGUUUUCGUGUGUAUGAA
This is a messenger RNA of Rhododendron vialii, 2085 nucleotides long. Its product is annotated as WEB family protein At3g02930, chloroplastic-like. The coding region runs from base 313 to 1977 and encodes 554 amino acids. The record is from RefSeq and is a predicted model, not a curated record. The transcript is spliced from 3 exons. Lineage: Eukaryota; Viridiplantae; Streptophyta; Magnoliopsida; Ericales; Ericaceae.